Cottoperca gobio is the source of this 3583-nucleotide messenger RNA. RefSeq names its product integrin alpha-6-like. Gene Ontology annotation, molecular function: integrin binding. Gene Ontology annotation, biological process: leukocyte migration; cell adhesion mediated by integrin; cell-matrix adhesion. The coding region runs from base 58 to 3300 and encodes 1080 amino acids. Lineage: Eukaryota; Metazoa; Chordata; Actinopteri; Perciformes; Bovichtidae. Gene Ontology annotation, cellular component: external side of plasma membrane; integrin complex. The record is from RefSeq and is a predicted model, not a curated record. The transcript is spliced from 25 exons.
UCAGUAAGGACUCACCUUUCAUUAGUUCACGUGGAGCUUUGUAUUUAAUUGUGUCUCAUGGAGGGCAGGAUCGCAUGUGGACUGUGGAUGGUCGUUUUUCUUUUGGGAUGUGGGCAACUGUCGGCAUUCAACCUGGACACCGAGAAUGUCCUGCAGAAGAACGGAGAUCCAGGCAGCUACUUCGGCUUCUCUCUCGCCAUGCACUGGCAGCUUGCUCCUAAGGAUAAGAGAAUGCUGCUGGUCGGUGCCCCGAGAGCAAAAGCCCUGAGGGGUCAAACAUCUAAGGUGACAGGAGGACUGUACAACUGUGACAUGACCUCUUCCUCAAGUAGUUGCAACAGAGUGCUCUUUGAUGACAACGAGGAUAAAAAGAAAGAAAGCAAAGAGAACCAGUGGAUGGGAGUGUCAGUCAGCAGUCAGGGGCCAGGAGGCAAGGUUAUGACCUGUGCCCAUCGCUACCAGCGGCGGAACAAUGUGGGCACAAACAUCGAGUCCCGUGACAUUAUCGGUCGCUGCUACGUGAUGAGUCAGUCUUUGACUAUCAAUCCCUCGUCCAAUGAAGAAGGAGAUAGCUGGCAUUUCUGUGAUAGCCGGCCCAGAGGCCACGAGAUGUUUGGCUCCUGCCAGCAGGGCAUCUCUGCCAUUUUCGACAAGGACUACCACUACCUCAUCUUUGGGGCUCCUGGAGCGUACAACUGGAAAGGUAUGGUACGCUUGGAACAAAAGAACGAAACUUUUCUGGAGAUGGACAUCUAUGACGACGGUCCUUUUGAAGUGGGAGAUGAGGACCAAAAGAACCCUGACCUGGUACCUGCUCCUGACAACAGCUACCUGGGCUUCUCUCUGGACUCGGGGAAGAGUCUGACCAAGAAGGGUCAGUUGACGGUGGUGGCAGGAGCUCCAAGAGCGAACCACAGUGGAGCGGUGGUGCUGCUGAAGAAAGGCGCGGAAACCACUAGCAUCAUGCUAGAAGAGUUCACCCUGGAAGGGGAAGGACUGGCCUCGUCUUUCGGCUACGAUCUGGCUGUGCUGGAUCUCAAUGGGGACGGUUGGCAGGACAUAGUGGUGGGAGCACCUCAGUACUUUGAAAAGGACGGGGAAAUCGGAGGAGCUGUCUACGUCUACAUCAACAAAGCUGGAAAGUGGAACAAAGUCAUGCCCAUCAGAAUAGACGGACCCAAGAACUCCAUGUUUGGCCUGGCUGUGGCAAACCUCGGAGACAUAAAUCAGGAUGGUUACCAUGAUUUUGCAGUGGGAGCUCCACAUGAGGGUGCAGGGAAUGUUUACAUCUACCACGGAGCAGCCACAGAUCUCACCUUUAAAAAAGCUGCACAGGUUCUGUCCGGCCAGCCCGGAGUGGAGAUGUUUGGCUACUCUUUGGCAGGAAACAUGGACCUAGAUAGGAACUCCUACCCUGACCUGGCUGUCGGGUCCCUCUCUGACUCCGUCUUUGUCUACAAAGCCCGUCCAGUUAUUAACAUCAAGAAGAAAAUCACGUUCUCACCGAAGGAAAUCGACCUAACCAAGAAGAACUGUGACGGCAGCUCCUGCUUGGAAGUUAAGGCGUGCUUUACCUACACUGCCAACCCCAAGAGCUACUCUCCCAGACUGACGGUGGCGUACUCCAUCAUGGUGGACGCUGAAUACAAAAAGAUCGGUCUUAAUCCCAGGGCAAAAUUCUCAGGGGAGUCUGAGAAAAACUACGAGUCCAAAGGAAUCAUCACCAUGGACAGCAAAGGAGCAGAAAAGUGCAUUACGCGUCAGCUUGUCAUGCAGGAAAAUAUUCGAGACAAGCUGAACGGGAUCCUCAUCGAUGUGUCCGUGGAAAUCCAGAACAGCAACCGUAAACGCAGACAGAGCUCAACUACUGAAGUACCACCUGUCCUGGACGCCAAAGUGCCAUCGACCAUUCGAUCUGAGGUGAAUUUCCUGAAGGAAGGUUGUGGCGCAGACAAUAUUUGUGAGAGCAACUUGCAGUUAGAGUAUCGCUUCGGCCACAGGACAACUGACGAAGACACGUUCACUCCAUUACCAAAGGUGGGCGACUUUCCGCUGAUCUCGCUCAGCGACCAGAAGGAGAUCGCGUUGGAGGUCAAAGUAUCCAAUCAAAAAGGAGAUGAUGCGCACGAAGCGUCAGUGCUCGCCACACUCCCACGCUCCCUUACCUACUCUGCUUACCGCUCUACACAGAAUGAGAUCGUCUGUAUAGCCAAUAAAGACGGUUCGAACGCCAAAUGUGACCUUGGAAACCCGUUCAGAGGCAACUCAGAGACGACCUUCUAUAUUAUCCUGAGUACAUUAGGCAUCUCUCUCAACACUACCGAACUAGAGAUUGAUCUUCAGCUAAAUACGACAAGCAACCAGGACAAAAUGGCCCCUAUUAAAGCAAAGGCAAAGGUGGCUAUCAGUUUGCGGCUGUCUAUAUCAGGACAAGCCAAGCCGUCCCAGGUCUACUUUACAGGAAAGGUGAAAGGGGAGACGGCCAUGAAGACUGAAAGUGACAUUGGCAGUGCCCUCAUACACCAGUUCAGAAUAAUCAAUCUGGGAAAGCACUUGAAAAAAUUUGGCACCGCCACCCUUAACAUCGACUGGCCAAAAAACACAGCGAAUGAGAAGUGGCUGCUCUACCUGAUGGAGAUCAGCUCCACUGGAGUGGAACAAAUGGAGUGCACUCCUAAAGGGGAGGUCAACACCAUUUCCGUGGAGCCAAGUAAAACCAGGAACAGAAGAGCAGUAGAAGAAAUCCCAGGAAGUGACAAGGGCACUAUUUCACGUUUACUUGACAAGAAGAAAUUGAUAACUCUGUCCUGUGAAAAAGGGGCCAAAUGUGUGAGGAUAACAUGCCCCCUGCAGGGCCUGGACAGUAAUGCAGUCAUCACUCUCAACUCUCGCCUCUGGAACAGCACCUUCAUAGAGGAUUUUUCUGACUUCCAUCAUGUGGAGGUGAAAGUGAAGGCUCAUCUGAGUGUCGACAGCAAAGCAAAGAACAUAAUACUGGAACAUGCGGAGACACUUGUGAGUCUGACUGUGUUCCCAGAGAGGCGUGAAGCCCAGUCCGGCGGAGCGCCGUGGUGGAUCAUUGUGCUGUCCAUCCUGUUCGGGCUGUUGUGGUUGGCCCUGUUGGCUUUCCUUCUGUGGAAGUGUGGCUUUUUUAAGCGUACCAAAUAUGAAGACAAGGUUCCAAGUUACAACGCUGUUCGGAUAAAACGGGAGGAGAUAAACCCAGUGAGUAGUAACUGGGAAAACCUGGAAAAGAAGCCCUGGAUGACAACCUGGCAUGACAAAGAACAUUAUUCUUAACAGUGAGAUCUGACUUCACAUAGAUUUCCUGUCGCUUACUGAUGAAAUCCCAAAUUCAAAGAUUUUUCCUGCCUUGUCUUUGCACAGUGUGGACUGUAAAUAUCAACAAAGUAAAUCAUGUUAAAAAAACUUUUGUAGGACUACAUUCUUGAUCAAAUAUUCUGCUUCAGAGGCUGAUUUGAUCUUUGAUAAAGUCUGUAUGAAUCACUGGAAGAAGAGUUGCAGUGUGGGAGAUUGUCCUUCACAACUACUGUCUGUCACAGCUUUGUUUUGUACAUUUACU